Geodia barretti is the source of this 621-nucleotide messenger RNA. The record is from the annotation of a GenBank genome assembly. Lineage: Eukaryota; Metazoa; Porifera; Demospongiae; Tetractinellida; Geodiidae.
GACGUUGGACGUAGUCAACCGGCAGACGAAAAGGUCGGCUCGAUCGAUCUCGGCGAGGAGACUUUCGGCGGCCGGGCCGACAUCGGGCUGGUGUGGGAAUCAGUGGUGCAGGAGAACGCGGCUGCGCGGCGCGGUACACACGGCACGAAGACGCGCGGAGAGGUACGCGGCUCCGGCAGGAAGCCGUGGCGGCAGAAGGGUACCGGCCGCGCGCGCGUCGGGGAGAUCCGCAAUCCGCUGUGGCGGACGGGCGGCACGGUGUUCGGCCCGCGGCCGCGCAGCUACGCCUACCCGUUGCCGAAGAAAGUGGUGCGCCGCGCCCUGCGGGCCGCACUGGUCCAGAAGCUGCGCGACGGCGCCGUGACCGUGGUCGAUGAGUUGUCCGUGGACGAACCGAAAACCAGUCAGGCGGUGGAGUUGCUGGCGCGGUUCGACGUGGCGGGUCGUGCGCUGCUGGUCGAUACGAAAUCCGGGGAGCACCUCAAGCGGGCGGUGCAGAACCUGUCGAAGGUGCGGGUCGUCGAUUCCAAUCAGGUGACCGCCCGGGACGUAGCGGCCGCCGCCCGGAUUCUCAUGACGCCGGCCGCGGUGGAGCAUCUCGAGAAGGUGUUGGCAUCGUGA